Molecule: messenger RNA, 1603 nt
Organism: Xiphophorus couchianus (Monterrey platyfish)
Lineage: Eukaryota; Metazoa; Chordata; Actinopteri; Cyprinodontiformes; Poeciliidae
Exons: 3
Coding region: 56-661 (201 amino acids)
Biological process (GO): T cell receptor signaling pathway; regulation of cytokine production
Cellular component (GO): external side of plasma membrane
Molecular function (GO): signaling receptor binding
Source: RefSeq, a predicted model, not a curated record
AGCUGAUCCACUUUCCUCACCGCUCAGUCUGGACUGCAGACCUGCUCCUGUUACCAUGGAGACCAGCUGCUGGUUUCUGGCUGCUUCCCUCCUUUACCUGGCAACAGGCCAACAGGAAGUGAGCAUCUCCCAACAGGAAGUGAGCAUCUCCCAACAGGAAGUGAGCGUGCUGCAGGACGUCAUGUUGGUGUGCCGUGGCGGCGUGGCUAACAUCUCUGUCCUGAAGUGGAGCCGGCCGGACCUGAUCGCCGGCGGCUACGUUUACUUCUACAGGAACAAGCGUAGUUUUGAGCGCUACCAGCACAGCCUCUUCCACGGCAGAGUCAUGCUGCGGGACGCCGCCAUGAUGGGCGGAGACGCCUCGCUCAUCCUGAGGAACGCCAGCUUCCUGGACGCCGGGACCUACGAGUGUCACCUGCAGGGGGCGGGGCCAGGCCCCGAGGUCCGCCGCUCCAUCAACCUGACCGUCACAGACACUCUGGAGACGCCGGCGGCCAUGAUGGACGGCGGCGCCCGGCCUGCAGCUGCUGAUGGCGACAGUGGGAAGGAAACAGGAAGAAGCAACUCCCUUGUUGCUGCUGCAGUUGCAGUUGUUGUUGCCAUAGUUGUUGUUUCCCUUAAAGUUACAUUAGAGAGAAAAUAUUUGAUCCCAAUAAUUUAAACGGCUCCAUUCGUCUAUUUAUUUAUUUAGUAGAAAUUAAAUAUAAAAUAAAACUUCAAAUUUUAUUAGAACCUUUUAUUUCUGUGAAGAAUUUUAAAUAUUUGUCUGACAGGAGAGAUCGUUUUAGAAUCUUUUUCACCCUGAAACUUUUAAUAAUUUUUUAGUCAGAUAUAUAAAAAGUUUCAUGUUGAAUGAACAGAUUAGUAAUUAUCAGUUAUUGAUCGAUAAUUCAGCCUCUGACAGAAACUGUGACUCAGGAUUUACCUGAAACGCUGAGAGGAUUAAAAUUCCCACAUGAUUCAAACUGAAACGGAUUUUUAUGGUUUUGGAUCAGAAACAAAAGUAAAACUUUCUCAUUAUCUGAUAAAUCUUCAUAUUUUCAUCAGAAGUUGAUUUUGUUGCUGUUAUCAUCCACAGAAACAUGACAGACAGUAAUAAAAUAUGAAAUGUUUCAUCACGGCACUAAAAACCUUUAAAUCGUGGCUGCAGGUCAAUAUUAGGAAUAACUUUGAUAUUAAUCCAUGUUUUUCUGAACAUUCAAUCUUCAUACUGAAUGUUUAUUUAUUAUGUUCUUGUUAUUUUUAAAACACAAAGUGAAACAGAAACAAGUUUCAGUUUCAUUCUGACAUUUAUUUCUUUUUGUUCAUUUCUGAAUCUCCAGUUUAGAUGUUUGAUUUCAUUUCUCUGUGUUUAGAACCGUUUGGUGCUUAUUGGAGUUAAUCAGGUUAUUUUAAACAAGGAAGUGCGAUGGAUGAAUAUGAAGAAUUAAUGACUCAGAUAAUUGUAGGAUGAAUAGAGAUUAUUGUAAAAGAAAUGCAGAAACAGGAGCAAGAGGAUGAAAAAUGUUCUGAAGGAACCAAGUUACAGUUUGGUGGGGAACAAAGUUCUGCAUUUAAAGGAUAUGAAGCUCAUAAAAACAGCAGGUACAAAAUAUACGAAAAA